Messenger RNA from Pelmatolapia mariae (spotted tilapia), 2643 nucleotides. RefSeq names its product NACHT, LRR and PYD domains-containing protein 12-like. Lineage: Eukaryota; Metazoa; Chordata; Actinopteri; Cichliformes; Cichlidae. The coding region runs from base 130 to 2643 and encodes 837 amino acids. The transcript is spliced from 6 exons. Gene Ontology annotation, biological process: intracellular signal transduction. The record is from RefSeq and is a predicted model, not a curated record. Gene Ontology annotation, molecular function: protein binding.
GUGGGACAGAGGCGUGGAGUGACAGCAGCUGAGUGCAAAGGUUUUAUAUUCCUUUUAGGAUUCCAGAGACAAAAGGACAAGAGGUGACAGGAGAACUAAGUUCAGUGUGGAGAAGAUAGAGCUGCUAACAUGGAGCAGGAUAAAGUCGUGGAGAGUGUUAAACAAAAGCUUAAAGACCAUCUCCAGGAAAAGUUUACCUGGAUAAAUGAGGGCACAUCGGAUAGUCGGUCUCGACUUGACAGCGUCUACACAAAACUCUACGUCACUCAGCAGGUUCAGGAAUUUGGUUCCAUAUCACAUGAGAUUCUAGAUCACUUUAAUGUCCCACAUCUGCAGUCAUCAUUUUCACAGGUGAACGAUCAACAGAUCAAUUUCCUAAAUAUCUUUAAACCAGGAAGAAUUCAUGUUCAGCAACAACCAGCAAGAGACAAGACAAUCCAAAGAGUGAUGAUGAAAGGCAUCGCUGGCAUUGGAAAGACAUUUGCUGUCCAAAGCUUUGCUGUAAACUGGGCUGAAAGAAAAUCUAACCAGCACAUUGAUUUCAUCUUUGUGCUCCCCUUUAGAGAGCUGAACAUGCUCAGAGAUGCCGACUACAGUCUGCUGCAGCUUCUCCUUCACUUCUACCCUGAAAUAAAACCCCUAGAAGGUACACAGCAGCUUGUUCACAAGCAAGUGCUGUUCAUCUUCGAUGGUUUGGAUGAAAGCAGAUUUCCACUGGACUUUGAUGGAGCUGUGAGAAUAAGUGAAAUAGAUGAAAGAUCAACAGUCGAUGUGCUGCUGACCAACCUCAUCCAAGGCAACCUGCUGCCUCGCGCUCUGCUCUGGGUAACAUCCAGACCUGCAGCUGCCAGUCAGAUACCUUCUAAAUACAUUGACCAGAUGACAGAAGUCCAAGGUUUCACUGAGCAACAAAAAGAGUCGUACUUUAGGAAGAGAUUCAGGACUGCUAAUCAGGCAGGAGAAAUCCUGUCUCGUCUUAGAGGAAUGAUCAGCUUCUAUUUCAUGGGCCAUAUCCCAGUGUUUUGCUGGAUCAUCGCUGAGGUGUUUAGGAAAGGAUUGAGUAAUGAGAGGAGCCGCAGCAUCACAACGAUGACAGAGCUGUACAUUUAUUACUUACUAAUUCAAACACAAAGAACAAGACAGAAAUAUGCAGGGAAAAGCUCCAAGAAGAGGUCCAAACAGAAGAAGUCUCAAACCCAGAACUCUGCCAUGCUUUUAAACCUGUCCAAGUUGGCAUUUGAACAGCUGCAGAAAGGAAACAUCAUAUUCUAUGAAGACGACCUCACAGAAAGUGGCAUCGAUGUUGAUGAAGCGUCAGUGUUUUGUGGAUUUUGCUCAGAGAUUCUUAAGGAAGAACGAGGCCUGUACAAGAAAAAGAUGUUCAGCUUUGUGCAUUUAAGCUUUCAGGAGUUUCUUGCAGCUCUCUACAUGUACCACUGCAUCCUGUCGGACAACCUCAGUACUUUGAAGUCUUUCCUGGGUGUUGAUCCGACAGAUCUGAGCUUUCUGGAUUUGCAGAAAAAGGUUGUGGAUAAAGCUUUGCAAAGCGAGAAAGGUCAGUUCGAUCUGUUUCUGUGUUUCUUCCUUGGAUUUUCUCUGGAGUCCAAUCAAACAAUGCUGCAGAGUUUACUGCCACAGGUAAAGAGCAGCUCGGACACCACCGAAGAGAUGAAGGGAUACCUGAAGAAUUUCCAUGUCAAAGACAUCCCACGAGAGAGGUACAUGAACCUUUUCCUCUGCAAGUUUGAGCUGAAGGAAGAGAGAUUUCAGGAUGACAUCAGAAUGUAUCUGGAUUCAGGAGCAAAGCUCUCGACCAUCGACUGUGCAGUACUGUCGACCAUGAUGCAGAUAUCAGGGGAAGUGCUCGAGGAACUUGAUCUGACAAAUUCUGUUACACCGUUUAUUGGGACUGAGAAACUUGUCCAGCAAAUGAAGAACUGCAAGAAGGCUGUACUCAAGAACGAUCAGUUAAGCAAAGAUUGCUUAGACGUGCUGCUGUCCAUUCUUCAGUCAGCGGACUCUUGUUUAACAGAGCUCAGCCUGGUGUAUUUUUCUAACGUCAGUGAUGGUUUUCCUUCUGAUCUCUUUGCUGGACUGGAAGGUCCUGACUGUAAACUGGAGACACUGAGGUUAUCUGGGUUUUCUCUAGACUGUAGGGACUGUCACAGACUGGUUUCUGUCCUUCGAUCACACCUGUCACCUCUGAAGGCACUUGAUUUGAUUAACUGCUUAUGCAGUUAUUCAGAGGAUUACAGUGGAUAUUAUACAAAUGAUGUGAAGACCAUUGGAAACUGUGGAGACUUCAGUGAUGAGUCACACCUGCUGACUGUGAUUCCUUCUGCCUUGAUUGGUCCAGUCUGUAAACUGGAGCGGUUCAGCAUGCCUGGUUGUUUCCUGAAAAAUAACUGCUGGCAGGUGUUUGCCUCCGUUCUCAGCUCUAACUCCCAGCUGAGAGAGCUUGACCUCAGCUGCAACGACCUGAAGGAUGUAGGUGUGCAGCUGCUGUCUGUUGGACUUGGGAGUUUAAACUGUAGCCUGGAAACACUGAGGCUGUCAUGUUGUGGGAUCACAGAGGAAGGUUGUGUCUCUCUGGCCUCAGCUCUGAAGUCCAACCCCCUCCCACCUGAGAGAGCUGGGACCUGA